Molecule: messenger RNA, 5371 nt
Organism: Petromyzon marinus (sea lamprey)
Lineage: Eukaryota; Metazoa; Chordata; Hyperoartia; Petromyzontiformes; Petromyzontidae
Product: F-box only protein 11
Biological process (GO): ubiquitin-dependent protein catabolic process; regulation of apoptotic process
Molecular function (GO): protein binding; zinc ion binding
Source: RefSeq, a predicted model, not a curated record
AGCCCCUACAGCAAAUACAGCAGCGCCCAUAGCCCCUACAGCAGCCCCACAGCCCCUACAGCAGCCCCACAGCCCCUACAGCAGCUCCCAGAGACGCUGCAGCAGCUCUCACAGCCCUCAUUGUCCAUACAGCAGCCCACAUAGUCCCUACAACAGUUCCCACAACAGUUCCCAAAGCUCCUACAGCAGCUCCCAUAACCCAUGCAGCAGCUCCAUAGGUCAUACAGUAGCUGCCAUAGCCCAUACAGUAGCUGCCAUAGCCUCUGCAGGAGCUCCCACAUCGUCUAAAGGCGCUCUCGUAGCCACGAAGCAGUGAGCAUAGCCCCUAUAGUCUCGACAGCAGCUCGCAAAGCAGAACCUGUAGCUUCUACAGCAGGUACCAUAGCCCCUACAGCUUCUACAGCAGUUCCCAUAUCCCUAUAGCUCCCAUCAAAACCCCACAGCAGCCCCUACAACUUAUAUAGCAGCUCUCAUAGCCCCCAUAUCAGCUUCCAUCGUCCCUAUUGCUUAUUACAACAACUCCCGUAGCCUCUACAGCAGCUCUCAUAGCCACAGCUACCAACGAAACCUCUACUGCAGCUCCCAUAGCAGUGCCUACAGCAGCCACAGCUCCCAAUAGCAGCCUCUAUAGGGGAUACCUCAUAGCCCGUACAUCAGCUCCCAUAGCAGUUAUUGCAUCCACAGCAGUUCCUACAGCAGCCACAGCUCCCAAUAGCAGCCUCUAUAGGGGAUACCUCAUAGCCCGUACAUCAGCUCCCAUAGCAGUUAUUGCAUCCACAGCAGUUCCUACAGCAGCCACAGCUCCCAAUAGCAGCCUCUAUAGGGGAUACCUCAUAGCCUUUACAUCAGCUCCCACAGCAGUUAUUGCAUCCAUAGCAGUUCCUACAGCAGCCACAGCUCCCAAUAGCAGCCUCUAUAGGGGAUACCUCAUAGCUUUUACAUAAGCUCCCACAGCAGUUAUUGCAUCCAUAGCAGUUCCUACACCAGCCACAGCUCCCAAUUGCAGCCUCUAUAGGGGAGACCUCAUAGCCCGUACAUCAGCUCCCAACAGCAGCCAUUGCAUCCGUAGCGUCUCCCACAAGCGGCCUUAAGUGCCUGCAAAAUCUCCCCAACAGCACUCCCUUUGGCAGUUCCGAAAACAGUUCCCGGAGCCCUCGUAGCUGCUGCUGCUGCCACAACCCCACAACUUACAGCCAGUCAAAGGCUCCUUCCACAGCUGCAGCAGCAGCAGCCCCAGCCCCUCCUUCCUACAGCCGCUCCCCUAAGAGCGCUCUCAUAGCCCCCCGCAGCUCUCGGCAGCUUCCCCCACCCAUGCCCGCCGUGGAGCUCGGCGCUUUGUGCUGCUGCUGCUGAACGUCUCUACCCCCCCACCCGACCACCACCACCAACACCUCGUCGUCGUCGUCGUCUCCCAUCGUCUCUCUCACUCCUCGUCUCCGCUCGUCGCUCUUCGUCUGUCUCUACCCCCCCCCCCCUCGGCUCGGAGCGGCUCGGGCACAAUGAGCUCGGGCCGCGGCGCGGGCAGGAGGACGAGGAGGGUGGCGAGGCCCCGGCCGGCGGUUGAGGUUAACGACGCCCCUGCGGAAGUGGCCCCAGCCCCAAUGCCACUACCAGUGGGUGAUGAAUCUGGAGCUGCUGGAGGGCAGAGCAACAGUCCUUACCAGCUGAGGCGGAAAUCUCAGACCCCCAAGCGACCACUUUCACAGACUCGAGGCGAGGUCGAGACAUCUCCGACAUCAAGUAGUGAGAACAUGGGCCAUCGCACGAAGCGCUUACGGUUGUCGGGCAAAACACAGGAACCUGCGCCCCCAGCAGAACGCUACCUUCAGGAAAAGCUUCCAGACGAGGUGGUUCUGCAGGUGUUCUCGUACCUGCUGGAGCAGGAUCUCUGCCGUGUUGCUUGCGUUUGCAAACGCUUCAGCACGCUCGCCAGUGACCCCAUCCUUUGGAAGCAAUUGUACAUAGAUGUGUUUGAGUACACGUUACCCAUGAUGCACCCCGAGCCUGGAAAAUUUUUCCAGAUUCAUCCGGACGACUAUGACAAUGCCAACCCCUGGAAGGAAAGCUUCCGGCAACUGUAUAAAGGAGCUCAUGUCAAGCCGGGCUUUGCUGAACAUUUCUACAACAAUGCUGCACGGUACAAGGGCCGGGAAAAUAUGCUGUACUAUGACACGAUUGAGGAUGCACUGGGAGGCGUACAGGAGGGCCACUUUGAUGGCCUCGUGUUGGUGCACUCGGGACUUUACACUGAUGAGUGGAUCUAUGUGGAGUCUCCCAUCACGCUGCUCGGAGCCGCACCAGGCAAGGUGGCGGACAAAGUGAUAAUCGAGAACACGAGGGACUCCACAUUUGUGUUUAUGGAAGGCUCGGAAGAUGCUUAUGUUGGCUUUGUCACCAUCAAGUUUAACCCUGAGGACAAGUCUGGAAAUCACCACAACGCUCACCACUGCUUGGAAAUCACGGUUAACUGCUGUCCUGCCAUUGAACACGCGCUCAUCCGCAGCACUUGCACUGUGGGCUCAGCAGUCUGUGUAAGUGGCCAGGGAGCAUGCCCCUCCAUUAAGCACUGCAAUAUCAGUGACUGUGAAAAUGUGGGGCUCUACAUAACCGACCAUGCACAGGGCACUUAUGAGGACAAUGAGAUCUCAAACAAUGCCCUCGCGGGCAUCUGGGUCAAGAAUCAUGCCAACCCUAUCAUCCGCCGCAACCACAUUCAUCAUGGCCGUGACGUCGGGGUCUUCACCUUCGACCAUGGCAUGGGCUACUUUGACAGCUGCAACAUCCACCGCAACCGGAUAGCGGGCUUCGAAGUGAAGGCGUACGCCAAUCCCACGGUGGUGCGCUGUGAGAUUCACCACGGACAGACGGGCGGCAUCUACGUGCACGAGAAGGGACGUGGACAGUUCAUCGAUAACAAGAUAUACAGCAACAACUUUGCCGGCGUUUGGGUCACCUCCAACAGUGACCCCACCAUCCGAGGGAAUGCCAUCUUCAAUGGAAACCAGGGGGGAGUGUAUAUCUUUGGAGAAGGAAGAGGCCUUAUUGAAGCCAACGAUAUUUAUGGUAAUGCACUCGCCGGCAUCCAGAUCCGAACAAACAGCGGCCCAAUAGUACGCCACAACAAAAUACAUGACGGGCAGCAUGGUGGCAUCUACGUGCAUGAGAAGGGACAAGGCGUCAUUGAGGAGAAUGAGGUCUACAGCAACACGCUGGCCGGGGUGUGGGUGACAACAGGGAGCACGCCUGUCCUGCGCCGUAACCGCAUCCAUUCUGGCAAGCAGGUUGGAGUAUACUUUUAUGACAAUGGACAUGGAGUUCUAGAAGACAACGACAUCUACAACCACAUGUACUCUGGUGUGCAGAUCAGAACUGGAAGUAACCCCAAGAUUAGAAGAAACAAAAUCUGGGGUGGACAGAAUGGAGGCAUUCUGGUGUACAACUCUGGUCUGGGGGUUAUAGAGGACAAUGAGAUUUUUGACAAUGCAAUGGCAGGCGUUUGGAUUAAGACAGACAGCAACCCCACGCUCCGGCGAAAUAAGAUCCACGAUGGCCGAGAUGGAGGCAUUUGUAUCUUCAAUGGUGGCCGAGGAAUACUGGAAGAGAACGAUAUAUUUCGAAAUGCACAGGCAGGCGUGCUUGUCAGUACCAACAGCCAUCCCACCCUCCGCAAAAACCGCAUCUUUGAUGGGUUUGCAGCAGGAAUUGAAAUAACAAAUCAUGCUACAGCCACAUUGGAAGGAAACCAGAUUUUCAAUAACAAGUUUGGUGGCCUCUUUCUGGCAUCGGGUGUCAUCGUGAACAUGAAAGAUAACAAAAUAGCCAACAACCAAGAUGCCAUUGAGAAAGCUGUAAUUAGGGGGCAGUGUCUCUAUAAGAUCUCCAGCUACACAAGCUACCCCAUGCACGACUUCUACCGGUGCCACACAUGUAAUACAACGGAGAGAAAUGCCAUAUGUGUGAACUGCAUCAAGAAAUGCCACCAGGGCCACGAUGUGGAGUUCAUUCGCCAUGACCGGUUUUUUUGCGACUGUGGUGCAGGCACGUUGUCAAACCCAUGCACCCUGGCAGGGGAGCCAACGCAUGACACAGAUACAUUGUACGACUCUGCCCCUCCAAUCGAGUCCAACACCCUGCAGCACAACUAGUCCAUGCCCAUUAACUGUGUGGGCUGGCUUGGAAUCUUCCUUGGUGGGGCAGCCUUUGUCCAGCCUCCCUCUCCUGUUAUAAACCUUGACUGCAACAGCUUGUGUAUGCUUCCAUCACUGGACAGAAAAAAAACGUUUUCCCUGAGCCCAUCGGGAAGAUUUGAUGACUGUAAGGGAAGCUGUUUUGUUCAGCCUGUGAGGUGUCACCAGUACUUCGUAAUAACUUGCGAGUAGAGACGAGGAGGAUGGUGCCUGCAAGAAGUGUUGCUGCGCCCUGUUCGUCUUUGUGUUGUUGCUGUGAAGCAGUGUUCACCAAGAUGCCUGCUGGAGCUGGAUUCCUGUUCAACAGACUGUUGUCAACAAACAAGAAAUGCCUAACACACAUGAAAAUGGAAUUUAUUGUGUGUACACCAUGUGUGGACAUUUUCAGCUUUGAUUGCAGUUUUUUUUAUGUGGUCCCAUGACUCGAAUUCGUCACCUGGACUCUCGUCAAAGCAUUGACUGAGUGGAGGCAUGUGCAGCCUCACUCCCCACUUGUGCAUUUAUAUAGCAUUUUUCGUUUGUAGUCAUAUGUAGUAUAUCAACUUGUACAUUUUUAAGCAUUUAAAAAAAACGCUUUUUAGACUUACUUUGAUCUUACUGGGAAUGACAUUUUUACGUUGUGUUCUUUUUCAGCAUUAUUGUUCGAUUGUGGCAAAAAAGUGGGUGGAUUGAACAGGCUUGAGAUGCGUUACAAAUGGCAGGCUGGGCCCUGCAUUCAGGUGGUCGCUAUCAUGAAAACUGCCACCUGCUUGCAGGGCAAUGGGUACCUCAUUGGCAACCACUCCAAACAGCACUUCUUACAGCUUUUCCGGAGCACUGUAGUGUACUUAUAGUAACCGCUGCAGCAUUGCAACAAGCUUUCAAAUAUUCAGUCUACCUAGAGCAUACCGUUCUGAAAUGCGCAGGCAGUUCUAUAGACACUACAGCUCCAAAAGGUGCUGCCAGCGACAGCCAUGUUGCCAGUAGUACGCACGUGUCUCUGUCGACCUGUUCAAGCUGCUGCCCCAUUGGGAGUGUUUGCUCUUGUUGAGGCUAUUUUGCCAGUUUUUAUGCAACGUUUUUGAAAUAGUUUCAUGUCUCAGAUGUACUAAAGUCAAGUAUUUUUAAAUGUAUUUAAUAGCAUGCCUUUACAUUUAAAAUUCGUUGGUAAAAUAAAUGUGAAGGUGUAAGCAGUUGUGACACUU